Penicillium paradoxum is the source of this 1002-nucleotide messenger RNA. RefSeq lists its product as uncharacterized. The record is from RefSeq and is a predicted model, not a curated record. NCBI's taxonomy places the organism in Eukaryota, Fungi, Ascomycota, Eurotiomycetes, Eurotiales, Aspergillaceae. The transcript has 2 exons. Bases 1 to 1002 code for a protein of 333 amino acids.
AUGUGGCUCCUACGCUGGGUACCCAUUCUCUUCCUGGGCAAUGUUUUCACGUCUGCCAUGCCAGUCACCAAGUCUCAUAGGCUUCGCCUUCCAUUUGUUCCUUUCCCCGAGGACCUCAAAAAUGGUGCCCGAUCAUCCCUGGCUAUCGAAUGGUCUAUCAAAAAUGGAAGCCUAUACGCCAAUGAGAACCGGGUAUAUCCCCCAUCCGCGACAAUGCAGCUUCGUGUACCGCUAUUGGAAGGCACAGGCCAGACUCAUCUGAGCGGUAAGACCGUGGAUAUAUCCUAUAUCCUCGACAAUCGCCCACUGUCCACACAUAAAGUGGGAUUUACGGUCCGCGCGCGAUUGCAAUUCUUCGAUCUAAACGGCAACCUCGUGUCACCAAAUGCCGCGGUCAUCGACCUCCGCACCUAUCCCAAUGGACACUAUCACAUAACUCGCAUCCGCAUGGGGCCAGCGUGGGGCAGUGACAAGGAUGGUGGAUUUACCCAGAACAGCCCGCCGUGGGUUGUGAAGUACUGGAGAACACAAUACGGUUUCAUUUUCGAGCCCAAACCCACAUCUCCAAUCCACAAUUUGAUCCCAGCUAUGGACCCCUCCAGCAAUGAGAAUACCGGCAAAGUCACAAGCAAUGAGACCGCAGUCAAGGAUAAGUCUGGAUUAUCAAUCUCUCCUUUCCAGGCCGCUUCUAGCCCGGCUUCCUCGAACCACCACUCGGGACACUCCCACCCUCAUCAUGAGAAUUGUCUCAAGAACUCCUUCAUGCGCAUCAUCAACCACACUAUUUUACCUGCAGUGAUAGGUGCAGUGGUCGGAGUGGUGGCUUGUUUGGUGGGUUUCUUCCUUGGACAUAUACUAAUGUCUCUCGCAAUCCGAUUCGGGUGGCAUAAGACACAAGCCCAGAGGCUACCAACUAUACUGGAUGAGAAAGUCACAACUCCUGAAAAGUCUCCCAUGGUGCCGCAGAUCUCCAUAGCGCCCGUGUCCACAUCCCUUGUGUGA